AUGAAUGACCUGAUGGAGUGUCCAGCAGAAGCCACCGUGUGUCACGGUGCAUCCUGUGUUCUUCCCCCCAGCAAUUUCAACGCCAUCCUCAGCGUGACUCUGAGCACAGUGCUCACCAUCCUCUUGGCUAUGGUGAUGUUCUCUAUGGGGUGCAACGUGGAAAUCAAGAAAUUCCUCGGGCACAUCAAGCGGCCCUGGGGUAUCUUUGUGGGCUUCCUCUGUCAAUUUGGAAUCAUGCCACUCAUGGGGUUCAUCCUGUCCGUGGCUUUUGACAUCCUCCCAGUCCAAGCUGUGGUGGUGCUCAUCAUGGGGUGCUGUCCCGGAGGAACGUCCUCCAACAUUUUGGCCUAUUGGGUGGAUGGCGACAUGGACUUGAGUGUCAGCAUGACCACCUGCUCUACCCUGCUGGCCUUGGGAAUGAUGCCUCUGUGCCUCUUGAUCUACACCAAGAUGUGGGCUGAUGCAGGGACCAUCGUCAUUCCCUAUGAUAACAUAGGUACAUCGCUGGUUGCUCUUGUUGUUCCUGUUUCCAUUGGGAUCUUUGUGAAUCACAAAUGGCCCCAGAAAGCCAAGAUCAUACUUAAGAUCGGGUCCAUCGCGGGAGCAGUCCUGAUCGUCCUCAUCGCUGUGAUCGGCGGGGUGCUCUACCAGAGCGCCUGGGUCAUCCAGCCCAAGCUCUGGAUCAUUGGCACACUCUUCCCAGUGGCCGGAUAUUCCCUGGGGUUCUUUCUGGCUAGAAUAGCCGGUCAGCCCUGGCACAGGUGUCGGACGGUGGCUCUGGAGACAGGGAUGCAGAAUACACAGCUGUGCUCAACCAUCGUUCAAUUGUCAUUCACACCUGAGGAGCUCAACCACGUGUUCACCUUUCCACUUAUCUACAGCAUCUUCCAACUGGCCUUUGCAGGGAUAUUCUUGGGAAUAUAUGUGGCAUACAAGAAAUGUGCUGUCAAAAACAAAGCAGAACUCUCUGAGAAUCAAGACAAUGAAGCUUUGCCGGAGCCUUCACUCUAA
Suncus etruscus (white-toothed pygmy shrew) is the source of this 1011-nucleotide messenger RNA. It is a transcript of the gene SLC10A2, whose product is annotated as solute carrier family 10 member 2. Gene Ontology annotation, cellular component: apical plasma membrane. Gene Ontology annotation, biological process: bile acid and bile salt transport. The record is from RefSeq and is a predicted model, not a curated record. Gene Ontology annotation, molecular function: bile acid:sodium symporter activity. Lineage: Eukaryota; Metazoa; Chordata; Mammalia; Eulipotyphla; Soricidae. The transcript is spliced from 6 exons. The coding region runs from base 1 to 1011 and encodes 336 amino acids.